This is a messenger RNA of Hylaeus volcanicus, 1226 nucleotides long. It is a transcript of the gene Ogg1, whose product is annotated as N-glycosylase/DNA lyase. Gene Ontology annotation, cellular component: nucleus. The record is from RefSeq and is a predicted model, not a curated record. Gene Ontology annotation, molecular function: damaged DNA binding; 8-oxo-7,8-dihydroguanine DNA N-glycosylase activity. The transcript has 3 exons. Bases 207 to 1226 code for a protein of 339 amino acids. Gene Ontology annotation, biological process: base-excision repair, AP site formation; base-excision repair; nucleotide-excision repair. NCBI's taxonomy places the organism in Eukaryota, Metazoa, Arthropoda, Insecta, Hymenoptera, Colletidae.
UCUUGCAUCAAACCAGCCUCUGCAAAAGCGCGGUUUCUCGCAUUAGAAUCAUUUAUCGAUGCAACAGAACGAUAGAGAUAUCAUAAUUCUUGAUCCUUCGUAAAUCGUUAAGCAUUUUGUGGUGUCAGUUUUCACUGUUAAGGAUUCGAUGGUAUCCUUCAAGCAGAAUUAGCGAAAACAACCUGAGAGCUUUCGUACACUCGACCAUGAAAAUGUACGAAAAUCAAGUGAAAACGAAGCAAGGAAAAAUCGAGUGCUCAUCCACGGAAUUGGACCUGGGAAUCACUUUAAAAGGAGGGCAGAGUUUUAGGUGGUUUCCCUACAACAAUGGUUACAGAGGAGUGUUUAAUGGAUGUGUUUGGACUCUCGUGCAAAGUAAAACACGUUUGUCUUACACUGUACAGGGUCCACUAGUAGACUCUGAAAACUACGACGAGCUUCUGUCUAGAUAUUUCAGGCUAGAUGUGUCGUUAGAAGAUCUCUGCAAAGAAUGGGCUGCAGCAGAUCAGUGCUUUGAGAAAUUUUCAAGCAAGACAAAUGGUGUUAGAAUCUUGAACCAAGAUGUUGUUGAAAAUACAUUCUCUUUCAUAUGCAGUUCAAAUAACAAUAUACAAAGGAUAUCAGGAAUGGUAGAAAAAUUGUGUUCGUUAUUUGGGGAAAAAAUCUGCUCCAUCGAAAACAAAGAUUAUUACAGUUUUCCAUCCAUAGAGGCAUUGACAGGCGACGUCGUGGAAUCGAAAUUAAAGGAAGAAAAAUUUGGAUAUCGCGCAGGAUACAUCGUGAAGGCAGCAAAGAGUUUACUGGAACUAGGUGGAAAACAGUGGCUCUUGAAUCUACAUAAAGAGAAGAAUGUGUCUUACGCUAAAGCUAGGGAACAGUUGAUUAUUCUUCCAGGGAUUGGACCAAAAGUUGCAGAUUGUAUAUGCUUAAUGUCUUUGGGCCACUUAGAAGCCAUCCCUGUAGAUACUCAUAUAUUUCAAAUCGCUAGGGCUAAUUAUUUACCACGUUUAGGACAACAUAGAACGGUUACACCGAGAAUUCAUACGGAAAUCAGCUGUCAUUUGCGCGAGUUAUGGGGCCCCCUUGCUGGCUGGGCACAAGCUGUAGUGUUUUGUGCAAAGAUCAAUAAUAAGGAUGCUUCUAUUAUGUUCGAACAAAAACGUAAAACUAGUACAGUUGAUGAAUCGCUGGAACCAAUGAAUUGUAAAAAACGACAAACAGCAUAA